AGCUCCCCCAGCACACCUUCUGCACUGGACGGGACCCCAGACAUGAGGAGGCUCUUCCUGAUCACCAGCCUGGUGGCUAUGCUGCUGCAGGAGGCAAGCAUGGCCCCAGCACCCCAGGUCCCUGUCAAGUUCCAAGUCAGACUCAGGGCCCCUGAGCAGGACACAGAGAAGGCCUGGGGCACCCGUGUGCUGGCACUUCCAGAGAAGGGACUGCUGCCUAUACUGAAGCUGAAGGUCUUGGCUGUCGAGAAGAAGCUGCCAGGCACCAAGGCCUGGGUGGAGCCUGAGGACAUCCUGGGCCAUGUCCGGAGUCCCCUGCAGGAUCCUGAGCCAGAUCAUGACAGCUUGUAUCACUCACUGACUGAGGACCAGGGAGGGACCAGGCCUUGGCUGAGGGCACUGCCAUCUCACCAGGUGCUCCGGGGACCAGAGGAGGACCGAGACCACAUCUACCACCCUGCAGAGGGGCCUGGAGGGCCCUGAUUGCCCUCCUAGCCCUGUCCUGGGGCCCAGGCUGUCAGGACUCUGACCUCUGCCCAGAAAAAUAAACACCUGUCAAUAGCA
This is a messenger RNA of Otolemur garnettii (small-eared galago), 564 nucleotides long. RefSeq names its product proline rich acidic protein 1 (gene PRAP1). NCBI's taxonomy places the organism in Eukaryota, Metazoa, Chordata, Mammalia, Primates, Galagidae. Bases 43 to 483 code for a protein of 146 amino acids. The record is from RefSeq and is a predicted model, not a curated record. The transcript has 5 exons.